UUCCGCGUCCGGCGCGAGGUCACCGCGAUGGCGGCGGCGCGAGCGCGGCGGGCGGGAGCCUCGCUGCUUUCGGCUGCAGUCCGGCACCGGAGUUCCCAGAGCUCAUCCCCACAGCCAGGACUUGUUGCCAAAACUUCCCUGACUUCACCCCCAUGGCCUGAAGUGAAACUUCCAGAUCCAGUGGAAGAAGCCAAGUAUCAUGCAGAGGUGGUGCGGAAGGUGAACGGGCUGAUCGCGGCGGGGCACUACGGGCGCCUCUUCGCCGUCGUGCACUUCGCCAGCAAGCAGUGGAAAAUCACCAGUGAGGACCUCAUCAUGAUGGACAACGUCCUGGAGGCCGAGUGUGGAGACCGGAUCCGGAUGGAAAAGGUUUUGCUGGUUGGUGCUGAUGACUUCACGCUCAUUGGAAGGCCGCUGCUGGGGAAGGACCUGGUCCGUGUGGAGGCCACGGUGAUCGAGAAGACGGAGUCGUGGCCCAAGGUCAACAUGCGCUUCUGGAGGAGGCACAACUUCCAGAGGAAGAAAAUCAUUGCAAACCCCCAGACCGUCCUCCGGAUCAACACCAUCGAGAUCUACCCGUGCUUGUCCUGACUGGGGAGGUGUUCUGGGAAUCAUUGCUGCUCCAGGCAGCUGUGGAAAUAAAACUGCCUCAGCACUGGGGAGUUCUGGACUUCUUAUUGUGGUGGGAAAUGGAAAUCUCUGUGUGCUUUCUUUUUAAAAUAAUGAAACAUUUUUUUGAAAUGUU
This is a messenger RNA of Haemorhous mexicanus (house finch), 745 nucleotides long. It is a transcript of the gene MRPL21, whose product is annotated as mitochondrial ribosomal protein L21. Bases 28 to 591 code for a protein of 187 amino acids. The record is from RefSeq and is a predicted model, not a curated record. Gene Ontology annotation, cellular component: ribosome; mitochondrial large ribosomal subunit. Lineage: Eukaryota; Metazoa; Chordata; Aves; Passeriformes; Fringillidae. The transcript is spliced from 7 exons. Gene Ontology annotation, molecular function: structural constituent of ribosome.